AGAACAAAACAUCACAGUUCAAAGUACAGUACGCAGGAAGCGAGGAGCAAAAUGGUUGACAAAUACGAUGUUGCAAUAUACUGUAAAGCCAUGAUAAAGGCUCCUAACGUUCGAGAUAAAUUUACGUCGUAGGUUUAAAGAAUUAAUCUCUAGGAGCCUUCUGGCUAGUAAUAUAUAGACUCUAGUGACGUCUUAAUUUCAUCGUUUUUCAGACGGAGAGACAAGGGCCCUUUGUAUUUGGGUCAGUUGUUUCCGGGGUUGUUUCAGGUAGAUGACAAGAAAGACAAGUUAACAAAAUGUCAGGCAUGAGGAGAUUGCAGACUCUCCUGCACCAUUCUUCCAAGUUAAAUUCUUUCGCUAGACAAAAUGUAAAUCAGUCCAAGACAACCUCCCCAUUAGACAUGAUGUUUAGCUCAAGGCAUGGUCCUGCUCUUCAAGUCCAUCCUAGGAUUGGUUUUGCAGAUGACCAGCUUGAUGUGAGGGCCACUGGAUUACUUCCAGGUCAACUUGUAAAGCUGCAGGCAGAAGUAGAGUCAGAAUGCCAAAGGUUCAAGUUUCGAUCAGAGGCUAUGUUUCAAGCGGAUGCCAAGGGUCAAGUCAUAGUCAGUGAGCAUGCAUCUCUUGGAGGAACCUAUGAAGGUGUGGAGCCUAUGGGCCUAAUCUGGAGCUGUAAACCUGUACCAGAAGUAGCUCAUCUUUACCCUAGAUUGAAGAAAGCAGAUUCAAGACAACCACUGAAGUACACCAUAAAGCUUUUAGAUCGUGUCAAAUCUGGAAAUGCCUUGCUUGCAUCUGAGGUUGUUGAGAGAUGCUAUCUGGCAGACUUUGUUGAAAGGAGAGAAGUUUCUACUGGUAAAUGCCAUGGGGUAUUCUUCUUCCCAAAACAGAAAGGUAACUCUGAUCCUCUCCCAGUGAUUGUUGAAUUACGAGGUCUUGGUAAUGGAGUCUUGGAAGAUCGUGCUUCUCUUCUGGCAUCUUAUGGUUAUGCGGUCCUUGAAAUAGACUUCAUGGCUUCAUUUGAAUCUACAAGAGACUUAAAUGUCUUUUAUUUUGAUGCGCAAGCAUUCCUGGAUUUAUUUCAGUACAUUGAAAAGCACCCUCGUUUGGAUGCAUCUCGAGUGGGUCUAUUUGGCUUCUGUACUGGCAGUACAUUGGCUCUCCAAGGAAUUUGCAGAUUAAACCUUCCUCUUAGAUGUACUGUAUUCUCCAGUAUGUUUGAGUUGAUGAUGAGUGUCGUCGGAAUGAAGAUGCCUGAUGGAACGUACAUGGAUCCUCUAGGGAAGUAUCGCAGGAAAGUACUGCAGGAAUUACGUGCACGUAAUUUGGGACGGUACUACAGAAAUGUACAACAGGAGUACAACAGGUCCGUGUCCUGUGAUACUUCCUGUGGUAAUAACCGCAUAAGUAUGGCAGGAAGUAUGACAGGACACGAUCACCACAACCGCUACAACAGCUACAACCACUACCACACCACUACUAGUACUACAGGACAGUAUCACAGGAAUAUCACAGGAUAG
Molecule: messenger RNA, 1517 nt
Organism: Lytechinus pictus (painted urchin)
Lineage: Eukaryota; Metazoa; Echinodermata; Echinoidea; Temnopleuroida; Toxopneustidae
Product: acyl-coenzyme A thioesterase 1-like
Exons: 6
Coding region: 297-1517 (406 amino acids)
Biological process (GO): acyl-CoA metabolic process; fatty acid metabolic process
Molecular function (GO): fatty acyl-CoA hydrolase activity
Source: RefSeq, a predicted model, not a curated record